Exophiala bonariae is the source of this 1920-nucleotide messenger RNA. RefSeq lists its product as uncharacterized. Lineage: Eukaryota; Fungi; Ascomycota; Eurotiomycetes; Chaetothyriales; Herpotrichiellaceae. Gene Ontology annotation, biological process: protein insertion into mitochondrial inner membrane from matrix; mitochondrial respiratory chain complex III assembly. Gene Ontology annotation, cellular component: mitochondrial inner membrane. The coding region runs from base 1 to 1920 and encodes 639 amino acids. Gene Ontology annotation, molecular function: ATP hydrolysis activity; ATP binding. The record is from RefSeq and is a predicted model, not a curated record. The transcript has a single exon.
AUGGACCUGCAACAUAUGCGGAGGUCGGUUUUUUCAGGCUCCAGUAGCCUUGUCGACUUACCUGAGUAUAUCAUCACUUCUUUUUUGCCUGGAGCGCGACCUCUCUUGGACAGAUACCCUCGCCUCUUUCGUUUCCUGGGUAUGUUGCUUGCUUUCUGGUAUCUGGGUCCGGUGGCGAGGCUGCAAGCCAUAUGGGCACGGUUCUCAUCAAUCCUAGUGGCCGCUGUCAGUGUGUCAAGUGAGGAAGAUCUUUUUGGCUAUGUCACUUCAUAUAUUGCCGAGCGGAAAACUCUUCGAGCCGAUCAAACUCUUACCGCCUCUUCGAACCCUCCUCAAGAGUCCCGCAGGCGCCAUCGCCACGAUCCAGAAUAUGAAGAAUCUUCAAAACGGACCAACGAGGACCCCAAGAUCAAGUACGAACAGAGUCAAGGACUGCAAUUGUUUAUCCACCAAAAGCGGCUAUUCUACAUUUCCCGAAAAUAUGGAGAAGGACAUACCUACCACGGCAAUCGUUACAAGCGAAUAGAACUCAUAACUAUAUCAUGCCUAGGGCGUUCUACCAAGCCUAUCAAGGAUCUUCUAGAACAUAUAUAUUUCUUGAACAAGGAUAAAGAACGCUCUCUGACCAUUAUUCGAAGGCCCUAUACCGGGGGCUAUGGCAGCCGUUUGACCUGGUCAAGGCUCACUUCGAAACCACGACGAGCUUUGGAUACUGUGAUACUGGACGCGACGAAGAAGGAACAAGUCUUGGCCGAUGUUGCGGAAUACAUGGAUGAUGCAACAAUGACAUUUUACGCAAACCAUGGAAUCCCAUACCGCCGCGGCUACCUCUUCCACGGGCCCCCAGGUACAGGCAAGACUUCAUUUGCAUUGGCACUGGCUUCAAAGUUCAACCUCGAUGUUUAUAAUCUGACACUCUUAGACCAAGAUCUCACGGAUUCAGAUCUUAUCUCAUUGUUAAAUCAGUUGCCCGGCCGCUCACUCUUGCUACUCGAAGAUAUUGAUACUGCUGGCCUCAAUCGAAAAGCUAAAUCUGCACCAGCUCGUCGAGGAGGCGGACGCCGUGGAAAGCUACCUGAAGGUGUUGUGGUACCAAGUUCCCGUGCCAAACCCUCGGGGUCAGAUGAUGCUGAUCUGGAUAGUGACGAAGAGUCUGGCACAACUUCUCGUGUCACGUUGUCUGGCUUGUUAAAUGCGAUUGAUGGUGUAGCUGCACCUGAAGGUCAUAUUCUGGUGAUGACUACAAAUCGCCCUUUUCAAUUAGAUGAUGCACUGGUUCGAGCAGGAAGAAUCAGUGUGAGAGUCGAGUUCAAGGCCGCAUCAAAGCGACAGGCAGAAGAGAUCUUCUUAAGAAUGUAUGUUGAUCUUCCAAGUACAUCCCCUCCAUGGGACGAGAAAGUGGACGACAAGGUACCCCCCAAACGGGGCCACUCUGAGAAAGAGGUCCUAAAGGCCACUACCGCGGUAGACGAUGCAGCUUCUGCGCAAACAAGAGUUCUGGCGAAGAAGUUUGCAGAAAUCAUUCCUGACCAUGAUUUUUCACCUGCCGAUUUGCAAGAUUUCUUACUCAUGCACAAAAAGGACGCAUCGAAGGCCGUUGAAGCUCUACCAGAGUGGAUGAAGCAAACAUACGAAGAACGACAGAAGAAGGAGGAUGAUAAGGAGGCCGAUAGGGCAGUGAAGAGAGAUGCCAAACGCCAACAAAUGCGGCAAUUUAGGGCUGAGAUCAAAAAAGCGGUCAAAGAGGAGGAUACUGACGAAAGUGACCAAGAAGAAGAUAGGCCAAGUGUCAAAGAGACUGACUCAAAAGGCGAUUCGAAGGGUAAGGCUGAAAACACUGAUAGUCCUCAGAACGACGAGCAGCCCGCCGACAAAACGACAGGAAUUGAAGACACUGCGUCCACCCCACAGAGCUCAUGA